Podarcis lilfordi (Lilford's wall lizard) is the source of this 22869-nucleotide messenger RNA. NCBI's taxonomy places the organism in Eukaryota, Metazoa, Chordata, Lepidosauria, Squamata, Lacertidae. The record is from the annotation of a GenBank genome assembly.
GCUGCGGCCAAGCGCACGCAGCUCGGCAGCGCUACUCCGCAGGGACUUACGACGAGCGGAGCCGGAGCUGGGCAGCCCCGAAGGCUGGCGCGGAGGCGAGGCGAGGACAGCCGACGGCUCUUUCCGGGCGCACGGACGCCGCGCGCUGUAAGUGGUCGCUGCGCCGGCUUCUCCCCGCGGCGCGAGGCAACGGAGACAGCCGAGAGCGGGGCGGGACGGGGCGGGGUGCCGGGACAAGGCUGGGUGUGCCCGACGGCUUGCAUUGCGCGCCCCUUGCCUUGCUGCCGCCGCGUGUGGUGAUGCCUAUUCUGCCAGCUGCUCUUGGAAAGGUGAGGGCGCAUCUUGUCCUUUGUUUGGUCCCGGCCUUCCCGUCGAGCCUGUGGCGGAGGUCGGCCGGUCUUUCUUCUGCUCAGCCUCCCCCUGCCGCAGCCGGUGGGCCGGGCGUGGUUUUCUGCAGUCGUGGAAAGUCCCCCACUCCACGGUUCCCCGGCAGCGCACUGGCUCUCGUCGCCGUCGAGGCUUCGCCAAGUGCUCCUCGGCAGUGAGACGGACGGGGCGCGGGGCUCGGGAACCCGAGGGUGAGUUGAUCCGGUGGCUAGGGCACAGCCGUGGCGCCUGGGCAGGAGAGCCGAGGCGAUUCCUCCGACUCACAUAAACUCUGCUUUCUGAACUGCAACGCAGACGCCGGUUUAGUUUCCGCGCAGAGUCGAAAAAGCGGUGCUUGUAGACGCGCGAAAUUAUGAGCCGGGGUUUCUUUUGUAAGGUAACGGUUUGCUAAAAACAAGCUUGCGGGUGUGCGAGAAAGAGAGGGGGAAGAGAGAGGAAGCGAAAUGGCGCGGGGAAAGUCCGUCGGCUUUUGGACAGAUAGACAAAUGAUAUUUAUGUAAGGACCGGGCUGCUGUUUACAACCGGAGGGAUCUUGCAGGUUCCCAGAAGAGGAGAUAUUCAGUCUCCCCCUUGGGAACCCUUGUUUAAUUUUUCUCCGCUUUUUGCUGGCAAAUACGGCUCCUUAUCAGCAGGACUUUUAAUUUUGGUUAAAAUCUGCCCUCAGUGAACGAAAAUAAAAAUUGGAUUUUGCCUAGGAAGGAGACCCUUCAGAGAAGAAUGAUGAUUACAUCGACAAACCGCUGCAAAAAACAAAGCCUCAAACGAAAAACAAAACAAAACCCAAAUGCAUGUUCAUGUCACCUUAUUAAUUCAGUUACUUUAUUAAUAGUUAUUGAUUAAUAGUUUUGAGACUAUUUUCUCUACUCAAGUUUCUAUUUAUAAUUUAACAUUACUUACAGAAGACAAUAUUUUUCAAAGACCAAAUCAAAAAUAAUUUAACAGUAAAAUUGUUCAAAAACAUAUUGCAUCCUGACUUUCUUCGGAAUGAAAACCACGGCGACUAGGAAGAUGUAAAUGCAUCUAAAUAAACCACAAUAUCAAUACGUUUGUCCGUUAAUUUAAAAUAAUCGCAAUUAUAAUUCAACAAGAUAGAAUGCAGUAAUUUGCACAUUCGUGACACUAAAGUACCUUUUCAGUUUUUGCGUGUUUUCGUACUCGGAAUGCAACGGUAUGCAAAACUGUAUGUCCAUAAUAAAACCAUAAUUAAAAAUAUAUCCAUAAUAACCGUUUCCCCCCCACCCCACGAAUAUUGUGCAUGUUACUGUGCGGUUUUAGUUUAUCAGGGCUUAAUUGGCAUUUGAUCACCAGUGCGGGGACACUGUGCUCUUUACAAACGACUCCCCCCAUCCCAUAUGAUCAGAAACCAGCAGGCAUUGCUAAGUCGGUGCCACAAGCAAACUGUGGCUCGGGUAAGAAAAGCUCAGCAUCUAAUCUGGGCUGAAAACGCCAAAUACUCGACGGACUUUUCGCGCACAAGAUGGACUCCCCCCCACGUCGCCACCCAACUCCCCACGCUGUGCGUUGGGAAAGGGGGCGGGGGGGCAAGGGGAGGCCGGCCCCUGCUGCCUAUUCGUUUUUCCGCAAUUCCUUGCUCGCUUCUGUUGUGCAGACAAGACGCCGUAAGAAGGCACCGUAGCAUUUAGAAGGCGGAAAGUCGUCGCCUGCUCUCUGUCUUAAGUAGUUGCCAUCGGGGCGCAACCACAGAAGCGCGUGUGCGCAGUGGCGGCGGUGCUUGGACGCCUUCUGGCCGCCCAGCUCAGGACAAACCAGUGAGCAGCCCUGCUGCCUCGCUUCGGAUCAGGGGGUGGGGGUGCGGGGAGCCGUUUGGGCCGCAAUCGCUUCUCCCAAGCGUGGAUCUGCAUAAAGAGAGAAAGGAGUCAGUUGCGCACUUUGCACUCCGCGCAAGUUCAGCGAGAGCGGCGGAAUGGUGGCAGGAAAAAGAGGCAGCCCCUUUGACAUACCACCCCGGCCCCCACCCACCGACCCACCCCCGCUCUCAUUCGUUGCAGCGGGUUAGAUUGGAUGACACCCCCCCCCACCUCCGGAUCCCUUGUAAACUCUCCAAUUUCAUGAUUCCUCGCGCGCGCGCGCUACCGGGUUGAUCUGGCGCGAUUCGCGGCUAACGCUUUGCAACACUUUUUCGCCGGCGGAGGGAGCUGGAGGAGCACUUCGUGGUCCCGACCCACAGUUGGGUGGUGGCACCUCCCCACCAGCUCCCCCUGGUUUUGCGGGGACAGCGCGGCCGAGAAAAGGCGCAGCUGGCUUGCAGCUGCCGACCGCCCCGACGUGGCCACUUUCGGCUUGGCAGGCGAGAGCCCGCCUCGUGGGCGAUUGGCGAGGCGGCCCCUACGUAUCCUGGCAGCCUGAUCCCUUUGCUCAGGGCGGGCGGAGCAAGAGACGCCCCUUCCCAGCCCCCUCUCGGAGCGGUGGUGGGGCGCCCCCUCGAGCCUCGACGGCAGGCUGGUCCCUUGCUCCCCGGGUUUGGCUUUCAAAGGCGCAGGAGAUGGCCCCGAUGGGUUUGGACAGUGGUUCUCAAAUUUUUCCCCCUCUGGCAACUUUUUUCAUAAUAAAAAAUUGCUGUAAGAUUUUGUUUUUUUUAAUUGACAGGUGAAAUAGCUCAGUUGGUAGAGUAUGAGGCUCUUAAUCUCAGGGUUUGAGCCCCACUUUGGAGACAAAAUAUUCUUGCAUUGCAGGUUGUUUGGACAAUAUGACCCUCUUGGUCCCUUCCAACUCAACCAUUCUAUGAUUCUAUGAGAAGAAAUGUAUUGGGAAAUAAAAUCACAAGUAGGAUUGCUCUCAUUUUAAAAAGACAUCUGUGCAUAUUCUGCACGUAAAAUACUGUAUUUUUUGCUCUAUCUCACUUUUUCCCUCCUAAAAAGUAAGGGGAAAUGUGUGUGCGUCUUAUGGAGCGAAUACAGGCUGUGCAGCUAUCCCAGAAGCCAGAACAGCAAGAGGGAUUGCUGCUUUCACUGCGCAGCAAUCCCUCUUGCUGUUCUGGCUUCCGAGAUUCAGAAUUUUUUUUGUUUUUUUGUUUUCCUCCUCCAAAAACUAGAUGCGUCUUGUGGUCUGGUGCGCCUUAUAGAGCGAAAAAUACGGUAAUUGUUAUACUACACUGAAAUGUUUAAGUGUUUCUUUGAUUGCCCUUGAAUCUUCCUGCCACACUUUCUAUCUUUUUCUGCCACAUUCUUUGAGAGCCCCUGGCUUAAACAGCAAAUCGCGACCCAUCCCAUAUUUUGUGUGUAGAUUUUGACUAACGUGCAGGCAGCUUUGCUAAGUGGGAAGGUGGUGUAAAGUUCAGUGGGCUUGUUUUGGGGGUGGGGAAUGAUGGGAGGUCAUUUCACUAGGACUUUACGGGAAAUGGGAACCAAAUCUCUAUUCUUCCCUUUCUGCAUCCAUGACGGGAAGAUGGGAUUCCUGCCACAGACAGGGCUGUGAGCUGGCAGCCCUGAGAUGUUCCUGGAUUGCUGUGUCUGCUAAAAUACCAGGGUUGCCUUGAAUUCUCUCUGGUAUGAAAACUUGAGGCCAUCCUUGGUAUUUUCAGGCCUAGUGGGGCAGGGGUGUGAUUCUCCUUUCUCCAACAAGUAAACAAGGUGACAACGAGGCAUUCAAGUUUUGCUGUUGUUUGAGACAAACCAGCGUAGAGGAUGUCAGAAGAUGUGGGGAAAUAAUCAGACUAGAUACUUCUUUCUUUUCCUUUGUCCGGGUUCCCAUCUCAUGCUAGCAGUCUCAAUGGUAACACUUUUUUGCUUGCAUUGCUGAUUCUAAACAAAGAAUGUAUUUCUGCUGACUCAAGCUCUUUUUGUUUUGCAAAACCAGUCAGAAGACAGGACCAGGGAGUUUGACGCAGCUUACUGACCAGCCAGGCAACUUGCAUAGGUUUUCAGCCAUGCUACGUGACGCCGGUGGCGCUGUGGGUUAAACCAAAGAGCCUACGACUUGCCGAUCAGAAGGUCGGCAGUUUGAAUCCCCGCGACGGGGUCAGCUCCCGUUGCUCGGUCCCAGCUCCUGCAAACCUAGCAGUUCGAAAGCACGUCAAAGUGCAAGUAGAUAAAUAGGUACCACUCCGGCAGGAAGGUAAACGGCGUUUCCGUGCGCUGCUCUGGUUUGCCAGAAGCGGCUUAGUCAUGCUGGCCAUAUGACCCGGAAGCUGUACGCCAGCUCCCUCAGCCAAUAAAGCGAGAUGAGUGCCGCAACCCCAGAGUCGUCCGCAACUGGACCUAACGGCCAGGGGUCCCUUUACCUUUACCUUUUUACAUGGCUGGUCAGGAAUGUAAGCCCGGUCUCCCUAGCCCAUCUCAAUGUAUUGUGGAAUCUAUUGUAUACAUCCACACCUGUGCAUAUGUAUAAAUACAGGUGAUGUGGGGAUCAUGGGCGUAGCCAGGAUUUACGGCCUCGGUCCAGUAUACCUGAAGGAGCGUCUCCACCCCCAUUGUUCUACACUGAGGUCCAGCACCGAGGGCCUUCUGGCGGUUCCCUCACUGCGAGAAGCCAAGUUACAGGGACCCAGGCAGAGGGCCUUCUCGGUAGUGGCGCCCUUCCUGUGGAACGCCCUCCCACCAGAUGUCAAAGAGAACAACAACUACCAGACUUUUAGAAGACAUCUGAAGGCAGCCCUGUUUAGGGAAGCUUUUAAUGUUUGAUGUAUCACAGUAUUUUAAUAUUCUUUUGGAAGCCGCCCAGAGUGGCUGGGGAAGCCCAGCCAGAUGGGCGGGGUAUAAAUAAUAAAUUAUGAUGAUGAUGAUGAUGAUGAUGAUGUUGGGGGUGGAGCAGGACACCCACCUGUCACCAUCCUCGGGCUAGCAGAUUCAGAAUUAAGUGUCUCAACAACAGUUGUUUCAAAUUACUUUCUCUUGACCCCAAGUGCUCAGACGGACCUGUCAAAAUCGUCAGUCGUUUGAAAACUAGGAAGCUAAAUAAAAGAUUGACAUCAGGGAGUACCUUUCAUGUGGUCAAUGAGUAUAUAUUGCAAAAUUACAAAGAACAAUUUUUGGGGGUCUUGUUUUUAAAAAAAUCUAAACUAAAACAAGUUUUCUUGCUGAAAAUCCAAGUGACCUCAGCAAGUAUUUCAGUUUCAAAGAUGAUUCUGAUUGUUUCUACUUUUAGUUAAGUAUUUUUAUUUGUUUACUUGGUUUGGGUCGGGGACUGCAGCGCCCAAAACCUCUCUGUCCAGGCCUUGGGACUCUCCCCAGGCUGUGCCCCUCCUUGGGUCAAAGACCCUCUCCACAAGGCACAUCCCUCCUCUCCACUCUCCUGAAAUGCUUCUGCCUCGUGUGAACCGAUGGGGACACACAUUAUAACCUUACAUGACCCUGUGUAAAGUGUGGCUUCCUGUGGGAUACCUGGAACACAAGUGUUUUGGCACUAAGGAGCCUGCUGGCAGGAGAUUAAGAGGACAUGUUGUUGUUGUUGUUUUGCCGGGAGAGUGGGAGAUUUGGGAGAGGGAAGAUCAUGUGAAACCACAGAGACAGACAGAGAGAGAGACAGAGAGCAAAAAGCAACAUGCAGAUAAGACAGUGGAGCAGAGAACUGCUGCCUCCUGCCCUAAAACAUCAUUCUGCACCCAGGGAGUGGCAGGAUGAAUUCCACAGGUGCUUCCCAGUCCAGGACUGUAGCAGCGGGAACAGAGACUGCUCUAAGAGACCCUAAUUACUCAGUGGUACAUAGCUGAUUCUUUGAACUCUAUCCUCUCCUGUUUUUGUUGCUGUAGUUAUUUAGAGACCCACCUUAAUUUGAAUAUGUGUUUCUGAACCGUUCAUUUUGCUUCUUCCCUUCUUGUUAAAUCAGUGUUUGUAAGUGGGAAAAUGUUAACUGGGUGGAGUCCAACGUUAGACUCACUAAAGGUAAAGGGACCCCUGACCAUUAGGUCCAGUCGCGGACAACUCUGGGGUUGUGGCGCUCAUCUCGCUUCUGGGUCAUGUGGCGCUUCUGGCGAACCAGAGCAGCGCACAGAAACGCCGUUUACCUUCCCACCGGAGUGGUACCUAUUUAUCUACUUGCACUUUGACGUGCUUUCGAACUGCUAGGUUGGCAGGAGCAGGGACCGAGCAACGGGAGCUCACCCCGUCGCGGGGAUUCGAACCGCCGACCUUCUGAUCGGCAAGCCCUAGGGUCUCUGGUUUUGACCACAGCGCCACCCGCGUCCAGUUUGACUCACUAGACCCACUGAAAUAAACGGGCUGAAAACUCUUAUCACCCACUUCCUUUUAAAAAAUCCAUUUAUUAGAAAACUGAAAAUGAGGGAAAGCAGAGGAAAAAAUGGGAGAAAGUAAUGUCCAAAUCUUUGUACAUUAGACAAGAAUCUGAAACAAAAAGAACCAUACAAAGCUAUAAAAAGAGCGAGCGUAAUAGAAAAAUGUAACAUUUUUUAAAAAAUUAAGACCAAAGAUGCCAAUAACCCUAAAGAUGUUAAAAAUUUUAUAAUGUGUGUAAGAUUGCAGCCAUAAUGACUAUUUCUAAGCAAUUCUUAAAAAUUGCUUCAAUAAAUCCCACUGUAGCCAUUCAAGCUGACAGAAUGUUUGAUACCACCCCACAAUAUUUAAGAAGCAGCAUUCUAGCCCCAACCAAUUAAAAAAAAAAUCUAAUUUCAAAAUAUAUAUUAUAGUUGUGUCUUUGGAAUAGGCUCUGCAAGAAUUUGAAAAAGCUUUUAUCAAAAAGUGCUGCACGGCAUCAUAUGCCACCAAAUAUGUAUAGAAUGUCCAUAAAUUCAUAUGUGUAAAAAUUAGCAAUCUUGUGUACACUGUACAAAAACUGUAUGUGCACUGAAUGUAACAGAUGAACAGCCCUGAUGUCUCUUCCAAACUAUUCCUAAGGAGAUAAAAUAAAGUAGUGUACAGUGGUACCUCAGGUUACAUACGCUUCAGGUUACAGACUCCACUAACCCAGAAAUAAUACCUCUGGUUAAGAACUUUACCUCAGGAUGAGAACAGAAAUUGCGUGGCGGGGGCACAGCAGCAGCAGGAGGCCCCAUUAGUUAAAGUGGUGCUUCAGGUUAAGAACAGUUUCAGGUUAAGAACGGACCUCCGGAAUGAAUUAAGUACUUAACCAGAGGUACCACAGUACAUCUUCCUGAACAGGGACAGGUGGGGUGUAAAUAUGAUAAAUAAUAUUCACUGAAUUGUUCCAUAGCACAAGUGACAUUAGCAAUCUCUCCUCUGAAUGUUCAGUAUUUACCGUAUUUUUCGCACCAUAGGACGCACCGGACAAUAGGACGCACUUUGUUUUAGAGGGGGGAGAACAAGAAAAAAAAAUUCUCCCCCUCUCUGCCCAGCGCCUGUUCAGCGAAGUGGCAGGAGGCGCUGUGCAGAGAGGGGGAGAACUUUCCCCCUCUUGUUUUCCCGCUCUAAAACAAGGUGCCGUUUAAGGUGCGUUCAGGCGGCUAACUUGGAAGCCUGGAGAGCGAGAGGGGUCUGUGUGCACUGACCCUCUCGCUCUCCAGGCUUCAGGUUCUCUGACCUGCUCUUUGGGGCUGGCGGGGAAGCCCACCACCAGCCCCAAAGAGCAGUUCAGGGAGCAGCAGAGAGGCUCCUGCCAUAGCCGUGCGUCACCUCUCCAGCGGGGAGAGGGUCGCGGGGGGCUGCGUUAGCCCCGCGCGCGCGCUCUCCAGGCAGGCGAGGUGACACGCGGCUAUAGAGGCUCCUGCCAUAGACGCCCGUCACCUCUCCAGCCGGGAGAGGGUCGCGGGGCUAUGGCGUCUUCGCUCCAUAGGACGCACACACAUUUUCCCUUCAUUUUUGAAGGGAAAAAAGUGCGUCCUAUGGAGCGAAAAAUACGGUAAUCUCUUAGACCUUUUAGAGUAAAGGAUGUUUAACAGCAAUGAUAAAUCAGCCACCCUUAGCUCCUUAGCACCCUUAGCACCCUUAGCUCCUUGAAUGGUGGGCAAGAAUGAAAAUCGGCAGUUUUGUGAAGUCUUGCCAUUGCUUAAAAAAAUUAUAAAUUCACGUUUCCAAAGCUUCCAAGGUAAUACAACACAGGUAGCACCAGGACAAAUUUAAACAAUCAUAAUAAAUGCAAUGAAAUCAGCAGCAGCAGCAACACAGGGUCACAGCCCCCAUCUCUGGAGAAGAACGUGAUCUCAAAAGCUGUAAGACCAGAGAAACUCCAUACCUCACCAUCGGGGCAAUUGUGGUUGGGUCCCUUUUUCUCCUCACCUAACAUGGUGUUAGUAGCUCUUGCAGCAGCCCAUCGGAGAGGUUCCUGAAGGAUGCGUCAGCAAAUUCCCCCUAGCCUACAGAACAGAUGAACUAUCACAACAACAGCACAGAGUGUUUCGUUUUUCUUUUGUCAUCCCUGUUUCAUAGACGCAAAGUUCAGCUCGCUGUCUGCAGCAGGUAACCCUUUACCUAAAAGGCAAGGCCUCUCCAGCUUGUCAUUAUCCCAAAUGUUGUUUCUUUGCUCUGCUGCUAAGAAAUCUGCCUUAACGGUACCUUGCAUAGGAAAUGAAGUGAAUCGGAAUCUUUCUGACUUUAAAUAAUUUUUAAAAACAACUUUCCCGGCUUCUCUUCUUUCAUCUCUGAAUAUUGCACCAGGGAAACCAACUCAUCGUCCAUUAAUAUGCAUGGGAAUGUUGCGGCCCACAUAAAGCAAACAGGAUUUCGGUUGUUGUCGUCGUCGUUACUUUAAUAAUUACCUGUAUCUGCAAGCAAGCACUCUCUUUAGUCCUUCGAAAAUGUGGUUCCUUCUCACACUUGAGAGAAAGUAGGAGCAGAAUGAGAAUCAGUGACCCAAAUUUUCAUGCGUCUUUCCAGGUCCAGGGGUAUAAUUUGUUAUGGGUGUAGCAUCCGAACAAAAUACCUUCUCGGAGUUUGUUUCAAAGGAUUGGUUCUGAUAUAACAGGCCUGUCCAACAGGUCGAUCUUGAGAUCUACCGGUCGAUCACGGGAUGUCCCUGGUCGAUGUUGGUCGAUCACGGGCCCCUGACGCCCCCCCCUUUCCCCCAAAAAGCUCAACAACUCUGGUCAAUCCAAUGAGUAGAUCACUGCCUGAUUUCUUUAUAGUGGGAGUAGAUCAUAGCCUCCUGAAAGUUGGACAGCCCUGUGCUAUAACAUUUGCAGGAUGACCCCCCUAGGGGGAAGUGUUAAUGUAAUCCUAAUGGGACACUUUCUUUAUUUGGUUGUUGCCAUUCUAAGGCUGUGUAUACCUUAAUCUGUUGUGCCCCUGCCUCUGGUUUUGAAUCCAAGUACACGCAACGUUAGGGACGCGGGUGGUGCUGUGGGUUGAAUCACAGAGCCUAAGACUUGCCAAUCAGAAGGUCAGCGGUUCGAAUCCCUGCGGCGCGGUGAGCUCCCAUUGCUCGGUCCCAGCUCCUGCCCACCUAGCAGUUUGAAAGCACAUCAAAGUGCAAGUAGAUAAAUAGGUACCACUCCGGCGGGAAGGUAAACAGCAUUUCUGAGCGCUGCUCUGGUUCGCCAGAAGUGGCUUCAUCAUGCUGGCCACAUGACCUGGAAGCUGUAUGCCGGCUCCCUCGGCCAAUAAAGCGAGAUGAGCGCCGCAACCCCAGAGUCGGUCACAACUGGACCUAAUGGUCAGGGGCCCCUUUACCUUUACACGCAACGUUACCUCAUAGUGUCUUGAGAAAUACUGUUGUUUGGUAUGUUUUCCCUCAAACCAGCUCCAAUCUGAAAGGAAAACUGAAGCCACAUUUCCUCUGCAGUUAAGGUGUGUAAUAAUGAUAAUAAUAAUAAUAAUAAUAAUAAUAUAUUAUUUAUAGCCCGCCCAUCUGGCUGGGCUCCCCAGCCACUCUGGGCAGCUUCCAACAAAAUAUUAAAAUACAGUAAUGCAUCAAACAUUAAAAGCUUCCCUAAACAGGGCUGCCUUCAGAUGUACCUUUGAGAUAGCUGUUCUGCUUGCAUGGAUGACAGCGUCUGCACAAAUGAUGGUUUCAUGAAAAGGCGUUGGGGGGGACAUUGCAGGAAAUCAGGCAAUGCGCAUCAGGUGAAGGCAUCCCCGCCCCUCUCCGAUGUGCACAGCAGAGUGAAAAUGUGACUUGAAAUGCAACCGGGUGUGUGUGUGUGUGUGUGUGUGUGUGUGUGUGUGUGUGACCUCUCUGUUUUUUAAGCCACUAAUGUAUACCUGAAGGAGCGUCUCCACCGCCAUUGUUCAACCCGGACACAGAGGUCCAGCGCCGAGGGCCUUCUGGUGGUUCCCUUACUGCGAGAAGCGAAGUUACAGGGAACCAGGCAGAGGGCCUUCUCGGUAGUGGCACCCGCCUUGUGGAACUCCCUCACAUCAGAUGUCAAGGAAAUAAACAACUAUCUGAUGUUUAGAAGACAUCUGAAGGCAGCCCUGCUUAGCGAAGUUUUUAACGACUGAUGUUUUAAUGUAUUUUUAAUCUUUUGUUGGAAGCCGCCCAGAGUGGCUGGGGAAACACCAGCCAGAUAGGCGGGGUAUAAAUAAAUUAUUAUUAUUAUUAUUAUUAUUAUCAUUAUUAGUUUUUGGCCUAAGCACACGCAUUGCAGGUCUGUCCCAGAGCCCACCCAGACAGGUCGGGGGGGGGUUGCAGGUGAAUUUUGCAGCAUGUCAAUGACACAAUAAAUUGCAGGGAGGGGACAAAAAUAGUGAGCAAGCACAUCAAACUCCACCUACUAGUGCGGACAGGAAACAUCAAUACAGAUAAAAAGUGCCACUCUCCUGAGAUGUAAGAAACACACCCUUUGGGGCUGCUGAAAUGAAGGCAAAGUAGGGUGAGCAGUGGGUUUUUUGUGUGGGACGGAUUGUGGAGGCAGCUCUAAUAAUGACAACAUGUAUUCAGGGACAGCCAGCUCCCAAAUUCUGAAUGGGAGGGGAGGCGGGAGGCAGCCCCUGUUAACUGUUGAGAAAAAAUGCGUUCAGCAUUUGUGGAGCUACCUUCUAGGACUCAGAUCUUGUAUCAUAUCAGAUCCCCUAGGCUGAGUUCUGGUGAACUUGUGUAUCAGAACAACAAAGGGCCUCUCCGGAGGGGCUUUUUAUUGUACACAUAGGAUGAUUUGUGCUGAUGAUGAUCUCGGAGCGGUCAUACUUGGUUCUGCUUCCAAUCCUGUUUCAGCAUGUAGAAGAUUUAAAGCAGGAGCUUCAUUUCCAACCUGUGCAUAUCCCAUAACUUCCUGCUGAAAUGCCAUAACUUUUUAUGCUGCAAAUCCUUGUUCCGCUUCUGUUGCACUAUAGCCUCUCCACACAGGGAUAUCGCAGGGAAGCAUUUCAGAACUAAAGCAGAAUAAAUUCACCGCUAACGAAAACCCCUAUUUGUGAAAGAGUAACUGGGGACGCAGGUGGCACUGUGGGUUAAACCACAGAGCCUAGGACUUGCCGAUCAGAAGGUCAGCAGUUCGAAUCCCCGCGACGGGGUGAGCUCCCGUUGCUCGGUCCCUGCUCCUGCCAACCUAGCAGUUCGAAAGCACAUAAAAGUGCAAGUAGAUAAAUAGGUACCACUCUGGUGGGAAGGUAAACAGUGUUUCUGUGUGCUGCUCUGGUUCGCCAGAAGCGGCUUAGUCAUACUGGCCGCAUGACCCGGAAGCUGUACACCGGCUCCCUCGGCCAAUAAAGCGAGAUGAGCGCCGCAAUCCCAGAGUCGGUCAUGACUGGACCUAAUGGUCAGGGGUCCCUUUACCUUUAACUGGGGAAAGGAAAACAAUAACAGGAUUGUUUUGCGGAAAGGAGAACAUGUAUAUGUGCUCUGGUCAUCAUUUGCUUGUAACUGAUGUUAGAUCAGUACUUAAUUUCUAAAAUGAGAAGUGUGAGUGAUAUGCCAUCCUUCUGUAAGCACCACUUCUUACUUUUAAGUGUGUGGGAAGGGGGAAACCUGCAGUUGCUCAGUGGCGAGGGGAAAACAGUCUGCAUAUGUUCAGAAGUGCUCUCUUUAUAUCUACUUCAGAAUUCUGUGCCUUAGCCACUGAAUUAAACUCAUAGUCAGUUACCCAGCAUUAGAAACUCAGAUAUAUGAGCUAGGUGCAAAUGGCACCUUAAAUCUAGGUUACUUUCCACAUGUUGUUGGACUACAACUCCCAUAAUCCCUAACCAUUAUCUAUGCUGGCUAGGGUUGAUGGGAGUUGGGAAGCUAAGUGCUGAAGAGCCACAGAUCCCCAAUUCCUGUUGUAAAUUGCAUAAAGGAAGCUAUGUGCAUAGACAUGUGUUUCAUGUGUAUUUGGACUGCUGUGGAGUAUGUGGCUUGCCUCACAGCUUUUAUCGCCUAGUUGGAAUGAGUGCAUGCGCACACUUUUACCUCUUGUUUUCUAGUUGUGGCGAAUCCGAGCCUUGGACUCUGCCCCUAGGACUACACACUCAUUUACAAGAGUGAAAUGUUGAAGGGUAUGCAAAAUCAUCUUCUUUUUUGCCAACCUAUACAUCACCCCCAAUCUUUAGACUAUAAAGUGUGUGAUAUUUGAUAAGCGUUUUCCACUUGAUAAGCUAGUAGGGAAGCUUGUGCUCUUUGACAAACGUUCCAAGCUUGCUACAUGGAUCGGUCUUUCAAUAAGGCACUGUAAAUCCAUAAAUUACUUUUAUAAUACAGUACAUUAUUUUGCUGUUUAAUUUGCCCAUGAACCUUAGGAUGUGGUAUCAAAGGUUUCCCCAUUACUGCUCAUGGAUCUCUUUGGCUUUGCAGUGGCAUCAAAACACCAGAGAAAAUGAUUGUCUAGAAAGCUUCCAGACAGCAUCUCUUAACUUAACGUGGAAGUUUGUUUUAGUCCUUUGUCACUCCCUGCCAUAGUUAGAUCAUUCUAGGUUGUAUGUGUGACACAGUUGUGCAGGAAACAGCAACCUGAAAGCAACGCAGAGCUGGUUAAGAACGAAAACAGCAACAUGUGAUAUGUGGGGACACAUUUUACCCUGGUGGCUGCAGCUUCUCAGAGCAUAGUCUCACCCCAGAUUAGCGCAGGGCAGCAGCUAAGCCAAGGCUUGCAUUAACCAUGAUUCCAGGUUUGAAUAAAAGGCUAGAGGGGAGACCUUAGUCACAGACCUGGCUUUGGAUGACAUGUUGAGCCAAACUUUGGCCAGGGAGGAAUAAAGCAGCUACCAUCUCCUUGGGAUCCAGCAGCAGUGCUGGAUUUAAGGCGGUGCCGGCAGUUCCCCCUGCACAGGACGCUGAGCCAAGGGGUGUGUGCAUAACAACAACAACAAAUAUUUACCCACUGAGCCUCUUGGGCUUGCCGAUCAGAAGGUCAGAGGUUCGAUUCCGCACGACGGGGUGAGCUCCCAUUGCUCUGUCCCAGCUUCUGCCAAACUAGCAGUUCGAAAGCGCACCAGUGCAAGUAGAUAAAUAGGUACCGCUGUGGCGGGAAGGUAAAUGUGCUUCCAUGCACUCUGGCUUCUGUCACGGUGUUCUGUUGUGCCAGAAGCAGUUUAGUCAUGCUGGCCACAUGACCCAGAAGCUGUACACCAGCUCCCUCGGCCAGUAAAGCGAGAUGAGUGCCGCAACCCCAGAGUCGUCUGCGACUGGACCUAAUGGUCAGGGGUCCCUUUACCUUUACAUUGCAAGACUAUCGUAAGCUGCUCUUUUGAGCAGAGUUCCUCAUUCUUCAAAAAGAGUACAACAGCAGUAGAUCACAUUGCAGUGAUGCUGCGAGCAACUCCCUUGGCCUCAGCCUAACCCUCUGAAGUUUUCAGAGUGAAGUUUACUCUCACAAGCCACUCUCUCUCAGCCCCAGCUGCACUGACCCUCAAAUUUCGGGUCCACGGACUUCAUUUGCAUUGGGAGGAUUAUUUUAAAGUGUUGGCAAACCUUAAACUAACGUUUUACAUAAGAGAAAUAUGUCAGAAAGAAAAUUUGUCUGAGAGUGGACAUUCUGUCGCCCUGCCUCAGGUAAAUUAAAACCUUGGGUUUCUCAUUUGAUUUCCACAGGCAGGGAAAACCAUUUAAACAUUCAGCAUGAAACAGCAUAUGUAGACAAUGAGAUGGUUCUCUCUAACUUUCUACUCUCUGUAGUUUUCAUGGUCUAUAAAAGGAAGGAAGGAACUGCAAGUCUUUCACAGGCCAUUUACCCCUUUACUUACACAACUUUUAAAAGUAAGCCAUAGUGUAUUUCUUUUAUAUCGAAUUGUAAAUGCAUAGCUACUUUCCAUCUAAAAGGUGCUCAGAGGUGUACAACAGAAAAUUUAAAACACAUAUAGUUGUUAGAAAGCUGACUGUGAAUAAGUUGUGUGAAUGAUCCCUUUCUUACAACGAAAGGUCCUUUGGCCUUAGUUGCUGGUCUUACUUACUGAUCACAAAAGAUGGAGGCAAGAAACAGGAGAGAGUGCUAUCUAAGGCUACACUGGGACUGGGCUUUAAAAAACUGGUGCAGUGGUACCUCGGGUUAAGAACUUAAUUUGUUCCGGAGGUCCGUUCUUAACCUGAAACUGUUCUUAACCUGAAGCACCACUUUAGUUAAUGGGGCCUCCUGCUGCCGCCGCACUGCCGGAGCCCGAUUUCUGUUCUCAUCCUGAAGCAAAGUUCUUAAUCUGAAGCACUAUUUCUGAGUUAGCGGAUUCUGUAACCUGAAGCGUAUGUAACCUGAGGUACCACUGUACCUUGAACUGGUAGCUGGUUCAAAUAAACGUGAUGGAAACAGAGGACUGGAUAAUGCAAAAACCUUACAGCUUGCCUUGCCUUACUGACAGGCGCUCGGCUACUUCUGAGUAGCAGGCUAAUCGUGGCUGUUUAUCUUCCAGUGAUUAAUGGUUUCCCAUGGUUCCCGUUUCAAUUCCAUUAAGAUCACAAGUGUAGGAAAAUUGCCCUGAUGCUUUAUAUUCUCCCCCCACCCCCAAAUUCUUAUAUACAAGAAAUUCAUGACCUUUCCUUGAACUUAGAUUGCUUUCCCCCCUUUGUGCGUUUCUGGGCUGUACGUUCGAAAUCAGAAAUCAUCUCAAUUUGCUGCCCUGGUCCCCGGAACAUGGUUGGACAGAGAAGUGCAUAUUUAUGCUGAUGACACCACACAUGGCCCAAAUGACAAACCAUCUCCCCUGGUGGCUCAGUGUGUGUAUUUAAAGCAGUAAUGAGGAUUAGAUAGACCCAUUCGUGGUGCCUCAGAACGGACAGCUUCAGAGCGACAGAGUGGAAGUCUGCACAGUACCCUGAAUAAAAGGUAAAGGGACCCCUGACCAUUCAGUCCAGUCAUGGCCGACUCUGGGGUUGCGGCGCUCAUCUCGCUUUAUUGGCCGAAGGAAGCCGGCGUACAGCUUCCGGGUCAUGUGGUCAGCAUGGCUAAGCCGCUUCUGGCGGACCAGAGCAGUGCACGGAAAUGCCAUUUACCUUCCCACCAGAGUGGUACCUAUUUAUCUACUUGCACUUUGAUGUGCUUUUGAACUGCUAGGUUGGCAGGAGCAGGGACCGAGCAACGGGAGCUCACCCCGUCGUGGGGAUUCGAACCGCCGACCUUCUGAUCGGCAAGUCCUAGGCUCUGUGGUUUAACCCACAGCGCCACCCGCGUCCCUCUGAAUAGCUACCCUUAAAUGCUAGCAGUGGCUUUGUUCAGCUCUUGGUGGUUCGCCAGCUACUAGAGGCGGAGGAAGGGGGUGCGGUGGGUGCGAUCCGCCCCAGGUGUCACCACUGAGGGGGUGACAAAAUGCUGGGUGGCACUCACCGUGGGGCUUGCAGCACACCCGAGCCACGCGUCUCUUCUGGGAGAGACGCAGCGGCUUGGGCACGCGCAGGCUUUGCGCUGCCCAAAUGGUCUGCCCGCUGCCUCCCACCCAGCUGUAGGGCAGCUGAGUGGGAGGAGGCAAAACAACAAAUCUAUGGUUAUGGGAAACAUACUCAAUAAACACACAAGACUUAACCAGCUGUACUUUCGAAUAAAUAAGGUAUAAUAUUCAUUGUAUCAAAUUGUAGAUUUCAACGGAAGUCUCAUAAAGUUCAACGAAAAAAGCAGAAGACCCAGUGGAUCAGUUCAUUCUCUAGUCAGUUCAUGCAUAAGGUCCAUACAUGUAUAAGUAUCUAUUCCACCUGUCUGUUCAUAGAGUCCAAUAAUCCACAUUAAGGGUUGUUACAGUUCCACAGAAUCCUUUCACAGAGUCUAAGACAAGGAUUUCCGGAAUAUUAGCCUUGUUUCGCCAUCCUAGGCUUCAUCAGUAGAACAAGAAGAAAGAAAGAAGAUUCCACCUAAACAUUAGGAAGAACUUCCUGACACUAAGAGCUGUUCGACAGUGGAAUUUGCUGCCAAGGAGUGUGGUGGAGUCUCCUUCUUUGGAGGUCUUUAAGCAGAGGCUUGACAACCAUAUGUCAGGAGUGCUCUGAUGGUGUUUCCUGCUUGGCAGGGGGUUGGACUCGAUGUCCCUUGUGGUCUCUUCCAACUCUAUGAUUCUAUGAUUCUAGGCUCUAGGUAACGCAAAUAAAUACAAUAUCGUAGUCUCACACAUUUUUACAUCAAAAUUAAUAUAAAAAAACAUAAACAAUUGUACAUACCAUAUGUAAUAUUACAGGAUAGUGGAUCUUAUAGCAUGGUAGUGGUUGCAGUACCUUAUUUAUUCAAAAGUACAGCUGGUUACGUCUUGAGCGGGAGGAGGCAGGCAGACCCCAGAGGCCCCAUGGUGUGCCCUGCCCCUAUGGGUGGGCUCACCCUGCCUCUGUGGGCGGCUCGCCCUGCCCCUGGGUGUGCCACCCCAGGCGCCCGAGUGGCUUCCUCUGCCGCUGCCAACUACAACCUCUUUUAGACAUAGAUGACUUGGCCACUGUUCCCUGUGCUCUGGCAACUUCCAGAUUGGAUGACUGCAAUGCUCUCUGGGUGGGGUUGCCCUUGAAGACAACUCAGAAACAUCAAUGGGCCCAAAAUGCAGCAUCCAGAUUCUAGUUCUGUUUCGAUCUCAUACACCCUUCUGUUUUAAAAGAGCUGCCUUGGUUGCUGGUUCCUUUCCAGGCCCAGUUCAAGCUGUCUGUGUUGGGGUUUGGAGCCCCAAAUGACUCAGGCCCCAAAUUGACCCACCUCCUUUCACACAUACCUAGGGUCAAUGCUUUCCCCGGGAACUGAGAAUUGGGGAAUGGGGCUGAACUGUCAUUGGCAAAAGGCGACUCAGACAGCAUGAGGAACCAUGGGAAAAAGAAGAAGGGGAAUGUUGGAGAUGUUAUGACCGGUUGUUGUUUUUUUACCUCCCUCCGUAAGCCAGGCACAAGCUUCCUGGGCUUUCGGAAGGAGACUUUGAUUGGGGGGGAUGCCAGUCCUGUGUACCGGCACGUACCACCAGGGAAAAAAACAACAACACUAGUUUUAAUUCAAAUUAGCUCUAGUUGGUUUUUUUCUGUUGUGGUUUGGCCUAUCUCUGUUGUUGAGCUAAAAAUGUCCUGUGUCAAGUCUUGUGCUUUGGGUAGUUCUGGUCCUUCGGCUGAUACGUUUGCGUGUCGAUUCACAUCCUCAAGGGGAAGAUGGCUUCCUUCAGAACAUCUACUUCUAUUCAGUGUUGAGGGAGAAGAGUGAAAUGUAGUUCUUGUGCUUGGAAAUAGCCAGAGAUGAAUUCCUACUUAGUUCAUACCAGCAAACAGCACCCAAAAAAUAUUAUUUUCGAAACAAUGACAAGCAGACAAAUUGAUUUGGGGCCAGGGCAUAGAACAACGAGAAAUUCCCUGCCUGUUACUGCUCACGCAGCAACAAAUAUUUGAGGCUGUGAUCUGAAACAUACCCUUUUGAGUUUGUGUCCCAGUUCAGUCAAUGGAAACACAUAGGGCCAGGGCUGCAAAAAUAGAUGUGAUGUGUAGCUUCUUGUACAGAAGCAAAAUUGUUCAGAAAAUACCUUUUGCUUCAGACAGAAUAAAACCUGUUUCUGGGGUGCCUACAGAUCUCUUUUUUUUAUGCCGCUUACCUUUCUGCAAGUUGGCUAAACUUGUCACCUCUUGCUGGAGGGGGCGACUGUCUCGCUUCGGGUCUUUAGCAGGUGAAAAGGAGAAAUUUGAAUCCGGUCCUUGCAGCAUCAGUCCCUGGAAGAAAGGAAAUUGUGAUGGCAGAUGCAGUCGUAUGCAAAUAGCUGGGGGGGUGGAAUUAUCAUCUACAAACACUGGGAAGAAAUUCCAUCUGCUGCUUCCUUGAGAAGGGGGCCUUAAUAAAUUCUGAGACUGCAAAGUUACACACAUCUUAAUCAAGUCUUAAUCCGAGGAAUUAAUGUGCUGUGCGUUUCUGCAUAAUUCCAGGAAUCACGCAAAAGCUAUGACAAUAGCCAGAGCCGCAGAUGGACUCGCCUCCUUGCACAAAACGCUGCAUGAAAAAGGUAUAUUGAGGCAAACGUGGCUCCCGCCUUCACAGCGUUUCACGUACAGGUGCACCAUCUCAAAGUGCCAGGGCGACUCGUGCGCUUUCAUGUGCGUGGCGCGCGCACAUGCGCUUGUCUAUGCAUGCGUGCGCACAUGUGCCAAACCACUGUGCUUGCCUUCACGUCUACUGCAGAGGGGGAAAACCCUCCAGAGGUUUUUUCUCUUAAAAACGCUGCCUUUUUUUAUCUUAGGAGUCGGCAGGGGAUGGGGGGGACGGGACAUAAAUAUUUCUUACUGCGUAUAUAUUGUUCCCUGUAAUAAAAGUGCAGGCUGAAAUUGGAGGGAAAUGUGAGGUAAGGAAGGAAGAAGAUGCCCACCAAUUCACAAGCAGGCAUUGCUUCCCAGCUUUGACACCGCCUGCGUUGAGGAAAUAGGUAUAAAUUUUGCAGCAGAGGCCAAAGGUCAGCUUGUCUUUAGCUUUUGAAAGUAACCAGAUCACAAACAUUUGGCAUGAACCUACCAGUCCACAAACAUGAAGGCUUAUUUGUUAGCUUUGAAAGGUAGCUGCACUCCCAGAAUUAAAUACCACUGUGCACAAUGGGACCUGUUUUGGAGUAAAGACACUAAUUCUUCACAGUGUUAGCCUGUGGCUGCAACAAGCACACUUAUUGGAAGUUAACCCCACUUAACCGAACUUCUUCCCACCAAGUAAACUGACCUCCUAAUCGUAUAUGCCACUCAGACAUCACUUGGGCCUCUUUUUCAGCUCUUCUCCGGUUCCUAUUCCAGGCCGAUGGAGUUCAACUUGCUCACUGACUCAGAGGCCCACAGUCCCAAUCUCUCCCUCUCAGAGUCGGGGACACCACAACAUGAGCACAGCUGCAAGGGGCAAGAGCACAGCGGUAAGUACGAAAUUGGCUUUGCUCUGAACAGCAAACAGUGCUUCUCAUUGCAUAGCCUCCAGCUCUGGCCUGAUUAGAAAGGGAGGUGCUCUGUUUGUUUCUUAGACAUGAGCUUAUCAUAACUGGUAGAGCAGAGCUGCAGAACCUCAUGCCUGAAGGCCAAAAUCCAGGCCUCUAGCUGGCCCUCAGGGAUUUCCCAGGCCGUGCCCAAUCCACCCCCUAGGCUAGAAUAAAUCACAGACACUUGACUUUGAAGAUAAGUGAAUAUUUUACUCGCAAAGUUUCCAGAAGUUACAGCAAAUAAGUCUCCAACCACUGGCAGUAAAACAGAGAUGAAAAAGGUUCCAAAUGACUUAAAAAGAAAAGUAUUUUGCUUCUUUACAAAAAGGAUCACGCAAUCUUUGGGUUAGGCUUCGGAAUUUCAUUUUUUGAGAGAUUCGGUUCACUCGCAGGGAGCCAUGACCGCAUGACUUCUUGCUUGUUCCAGGAAGCAGGAAGAGAAAAGACUCAGAGCCUGCUAAGCUCCGCCCCCACUGGCAACCUGAGCUCAGGUUAACCCUUUCUUGCAGGCAAUUGUGAGUCAGUAAUAUAUUACAACAAAUCGGUGCUCUUGCUUUUGCUUUCACAGACACAGAAAAGUCACAGCAGAACCAGACCGAUGACUCCAAUCCUGAGGAUGGCUCCUUGAAAAAGAAGCAGCGCAGGCAGAGAACUCACUUCACCAGCCAACAACUCCAGGAGCUGGAAGCCACUUUCCAGAGGAACCGCUAUCCGGACAUGAGCACCAGGGAGGAAAUUGCUGUCUGGACCAACUUGACUGAAGCCAGAGUCCGGGUAGGCCUCAUUCACACCCACUCUGCUUUCUCUUAAUGUGGUCAGAAUUUGAGGAUUCGAUAGCGAACCACAUAGCAGACCAAGCAGAAUGGAAGAGGCCUCUGCGUGUGGCUUUUAUCUUUUUGUGUGAGCUAUUAUUACAGUGCAAGUAUUUUCUGAGGAACAGAUUGCUCUCAAAAUCUUGCAUUUUAAAAAGCGAGGCACUCCUCUCACAAUCACUCCUAAUAGUGAACUCAAGCGGCGAGUGCCACCAAAGUAGGACCACUAAGAAACAAGGGGGAGAUACUCGCAUGCUUGAGGAAAGCCUGAGGUUUGCAGAAGUACAUUUUCCCACUCAAACAUGAACAAGUUGAAAGGACGGGGCGGGGGACACACAGGGAGGAGGAACACCAACAAAAGCCCAUUGUGGACUAAGCACGCUCAGUAGACGUGGAAUGAGGAGUAACAGAAGGGGAAAGAAAGUUGGAACACUGGGUGGUGGGAGAUGAUGGUUGGCUGGGAUCCUGUACUCAUUUUAGAAGUGAGGAUGCCUGCCACAUUUUGUCGCAAGUUCCACCUCUUCUAUUGCUGAGGACCCGUUGUAACUGCAGCUCCCAUUAUCCUUUGCGAUGUUCACUGAGGCCGAUGGGAGUUGUAGUUCAGCCCCGCCUGGUGUCUACCCGGACACUAAGGUCCAGCACCGAGGGGUCUUCUGGCGGGUCCCUCACUGCGAGAAGCCAAGUUACAGGGAACCAGGCAGAGGGCCUUCUCGGUGGUGGUGCCCACCCUGUGGAACGCCCUCCCACCAGAUGUCAAAGAGAUAAACAACUACCAGACUUUUAGAAGACAUCUGAAGGCAGCCCUGUUUAGGGAAGCUUUCAAUGUUUGAUGUAUUACAGUAUUUGAAUAUUUUUUGGGAAGCCGCCCAGAGUGGCUGGGGAAGCCCAACCAGAUGGGCGGGGUAACUUCUUCUUCUUAUUAUUAUUCUCACCAAGCUAACACACGCAGAAUGCUGACUUAAGAAAAAUGCUCCCUUUCUCUCACAGGUGUGGUUUAAGAACCGCAGGGCCAAGUGGAGGAAGCGAGAAAGGAACCAGCAGGCCGAACUCUGCAAGAACAGCUUUGGAGCCCAGUUCAAUGGACUGAUGCAGCCUUACGAUGACAUGUACAGCGGCUACUCGUACAACAGCUGGGCCACCAAAGGCCUCGCCACCAGCACCCUGUCGGCAAAGAGCUUCCCCUUCUUCAACUCGAUGAACGUCAGCCCCCUCUCGUCGCAGCCCAUGUUCUCCACGCCCAGCUCCAUCGGCUCCAUGCCCAUGCCUUCAUCCAUGGUAGCUCCCUCCACAGUGACUGGCGUGCCAGGCCCCAGCCUCAACAACCUCAACAGCCCCGGCCUUAACUCGGCCGUUUCAUCCAGUACCUGCCCAUACGCUUCCCCAGCCAGCCCAUACACGUACCGGGACACGUGCAACUCCAGCCUGGCUAGCCUGAGGUUGAAGGCCAAACAGCACGCCAACUUCACCUAUCCGGCAGUGCAGACAGCAGCCUCCAGCCUCAGCCCUUGCCAGUACGCUGUGGACAGGCCAGUAUGAAGGCCUAGGACCCUUAAACCACCCACCCAACCCCGAUAAUCAGGAACUUGGCCAUUAGCCCGACAGCCACACCCAGACCGACCAAAUUCCAGGAAGAUGUGCUUUGUGACGACCAUGCUGUUAUAAACUUUCCGACUCUUCUCUUUUGUUUUUGGCGAAAGUAAACACAACCGCUCAUCGAAAGCCCAUUUGGGAAAGAGGACUUUUCUGCCAGGCUCUGAGGUCAUUGUCAAUCCGGCGCUGUAAUGCGAUAGCUCUCGGCUUGCUCCUGCUCCCGUCCGAGAACAGGCAACCCGUUCGUGCAACAAUACGGAGAGAGGGAGACCCAGGAAAGGGGGGCGGGGGACAACGGUGCAGCUGCCGAUUCCACUCACCAACGUAUGUCUGUGCGCCGCGGCGAUUUGCAUGCCUGCCGACACGAAACCCUCCGAGGUCUAAACGCUGUGCUGGAAAGACCACAGAUUGGUGCACUGAGGAUUAGACUUCUUUCACGAAUGUUUGCACAAUGUCCUGUCGCUUCUUCUUCUUUUCCUUUGCAGAUUUUGGCCUUUUGUAGUUGAGAGUCGGCAAAGGAAGAUGUGGUCUCAUGGAAAGGUUCAGAGUUCGUGAAAGGCAGGGGCGAGAGAGGGAUUAUGAGCCAUGGGGAGGGUCUGGGACCCAGCUGAAUGGAGAGAUCCACUCGGGCACGAUGCUAAGAUCCUGCCCCCCCUGAUUUACACUGGUUUCUAAGACUACAGCAGAAGCUGCUAGCAGGUCGCCAAAAGGGAUACAGAACUUUGACUUUAGCAAAAAAACAACAGCGACAACCGAGAGCUGCAUAGUCCUUUCCAUGUCUACCUGUGGAAGUCGGGGAAGGGAAGAGUGAAAAGAUACAGAGAAAUAUGAGCAAAUAAAACAUUCCCUGUUGGAUUUCAUUUUCGACCAGGCGGGAGUUAAAUAUCAGUAUAUCCACAUACGGAACCCCAUUGCUUUCCUUUUACAGUCAAUGGCUCUUUCAUGCUCCCAACAAUAAAUUCCAUUACAAAAUAAAUCGGAAGAAAUCCUCGCAA